Aethina tumida (small hive beetle) is the source of this 667-nucleotide messenger RNA. RefSeq lists its product as uncharacterized. The transcript is spliced from 4 exons. The record is from RefSeq and is a predicted model, not a curated record. NCBI's taxonomy places the organism in Eukaryota, Metazoa, Arthropoda, Insecta, Coleoptera, Nitidulidae. The coding region runs from base 212 to 583 and encodes 123 amino acids.
UAAUAAGAUAUACUCAGAUUUAAAGCAGGAGUUAAAUAAUACAAUUAUUUUAUAUACUUCUAAUGGUAACAAAAUUGUGCCAGUUCAUCGUAAAGAAUUUGAUACAUUGGAAGGUAAAUUGAGACAAUUGCACAAAUACGUGUUGGCACUUUCGAGGAAUUUCUUACUCAUUGCGGAGUUCUAUCAAGCUAAAUGUGUUUUUUGGCUAUGGAUGUCGAUUUUAAACUUAAUCUUUAACAUUUUUAUGAUUAUAACGCAAUGGGAUAAAGUUACAAAUUAUAUUAUAAUUUUGCAACUCAGAACCUUCGGUACCAUGGUCAGUAUUGUGUAUUUGAUGUUCAGGGCCCAAAAUGUUCAAAAUGUGUGCAAUGAUAUUUCAUCAUAUAUUUUUAAAAGAAAAUUAAAUGGCUUUACAAAUUUCGAAGUACUACAGUUGGAAACGAUUUUGUCGUGUUUAUUUUUGAGAAAACCUAAGCUCACUUUUCUAAAUGCUUUCAUAGUUGGAACCAAUUUACUAUCUUCGAUUUCUGGUACCAUUAUAACUUACGUUUUGGUUGCCCUGCAAUUUUAUCAGAAUUCUUAAGAAAUAUCUAUGUUAUAAUAAAACACAAAAUAAAAUGUGAGUUAAUUUAAUUGUAAACUUGUUCUAUUUUUAUUUUAUAAUGUA